Molecule: messenger RNA, 2249 nt
Organism: Danio rerio (zebrafish)
Lineage: Eukaryota; Metazoa; Chordata; Actinopteri; Cypriniformes; Danionidae
Gene: dnajc21
Product: DnaJ heat shock protein family (Hsp40) member C21
Molecular function (GO): zinc ion binding; nucleic acid binding
Source: RefSeq, marked provisional
GUUCAUCUGUAGACACGAAAUAUGUAAACCGUUUAAGAAAUACACGAAAAAGCGCGGUCAACGGCUUCUUUAUCGUUUUAUUUGUAGUGUAUAGAAGUAAUUAUUUGGUUAGCGUUGUUAUAGUUUUAGUUUUGUGAUCCACGUGGGCUUAUUGAUGUCAUUUCGCAUGUGCUUCAGUUAUUGACAACGGUUGGCAACACGUCGCCUUUAUAGUUUGUUCAGGGUCUUCUUCAAGUCCAGACCAGCAUGAAGUGUCACUAUGAAGUGCUGGGCGUUAAAAGAGACGCAUCCGACGACGACCUAAAAAAGGCGUAUAGGAAAUUAGCCUUGAAAUGGCAUCCAGAUAAGAAUCUGGAUAACGCAGAGGACGCUGCAGAACAGUUUAAGCUGAUCCAGGCUGCAUAUGAUGUUCUGAGUGACCCACAGGAGAGAGCCUGGUAUGAUAACCACCGAGAGGCGCUGCUGAAAGGGGGCGUCAGUGGAGAGUACCAGGAUGACAGCAUUGAUCUUGUGCAGUUCUUCACGGUCACCUGUUACUUCGGUUAUGGAGAUGAUGAAAAGGGCUUUUAUGCGGUCUACAGGAAUGUGUUUGAGUCAAUCGUGAUGGAAGAGAAGGAGCACAGUAAAGAUGAGGAAGACGAGGAGGAUGAGUUUCCCUCGUUUGGAGAAUCCGAGAGUGACUACGACACUGUGGUGCAUUUAUUUUAUGGCUACUGGCAGAGCUUCUGUACACGGAAGAACUUUGCGUGGAAGGAGGAAUACGACACGCGACAGGCCUCCAACCGCUGGGAGAAGAGAGCCAUGGAGAAGGAGAACAAGAAAACCAGAGACAAGGCCAGGAAGGAGCACAGCGAGCUGGUGCGGCAACUAGUGGCCUUCGUCCGCAAGCGAGACAAGCGUGUGCAGGCUCAUAAGAAGCUGGUGGAGGAGCAGAACGCAGAGAAGGCCAAGAAAGUGGAAGAACUGAGGAGAAAACAGAAGCUCAGCCAGGCCAAGCUUGCUGAAGACUAUCAGGAGCAGAGCUGGACUGCAAUGUCUGAGCUGGAGAAGGAGCUGCAGCAGAUGGAGGCUGAAUAUGGACAGGAGUUUGGAGACGCCUCCGACAGUGAGGAGAACGAGGAGGAGCUGGAGAGUCGGGACAUAGCAAAUGUGGAUGGCGUUGAUGCUGUGAUGGCAGAUGGUGCUGCAGAAAUGGACGACUAUUAUGAUGACCUCUACUGUCCGGCCUGUGACAAAUCUUUCAAAUCCGAUAAAGCCAUGAAAAACCACUCAAAAUCAAAGAAGCACAGAGAGAUGGUGGCACUGCUGAGACAACAGCUGGAGGAGGAAGAUGAGUCUCUGAGUCAAAACUGUGCUGAGAGAGAAGAGGACGAUGAAGAAGAAGAUGAUGAUGAUGAUGAUGAACAAAAUGACACAUCCAAACAAAAGCUCUCUAAAAGGCAGAAGAAAAAGAAGCGUCAGCAAAAACCUGUAAAUAAUCUUCCAGAAGCACCGGAGACAGUCAGUCCAGUCCCACAGUCCACAGAAGAGCAUCUUUCCCCUGCACCUGAUUCGGGCAACACUGAGGACACCCCUGUUCCGUCUGAGGACCCAGAUGACAGUGUAAAGCCAGACGGACAGGAAAACACAAACCAAAAAAGCACUGCAAAGACGAAAGGGAAGAAAGGCGGAAAAGACUCUAAAAAGGGCAGCAAAGCACAUGGAGGUGUGGAAGCUGCACCAGAGAAGGAAGUGAACCUGCGCUGUGUGACCUGCCAGUAUGAAUUCACCACCAGAAACAAGCUUUUCGAUCAUCUAAAAAGCACAGGUCACGCCACCGCGCUCUCCUCCAGUAACACCAGCCAAACCAGCAAGAAAAAGAAGGACUCCAGGAAAAACAGAUAACCAGAAACACAAUUAAAGACUCCGCAUUUCCCCAAACAAACUGCUUUUAAACCACUUGUUUGAUGAAAUGCAACAAUCAGAAAACACUUUUAAGGACCCCUCUGUGCUUUUCUGCCCAUAAGAGAAUAAAACGUCUCUUUUGUAACAUGGUAUAUGUUAAAUAAUUUCCCUAAACGCCCAUUUAUACCUAUCGUAAUUGACGUGUAAUCUUGUGCAAAUGAGACUUUUGGAGUAAACCCUGUCGUUUUUGUGCUUUUAAGUAGUCGAGUAAAGCUAAAGAUGGCAUGCGUUGUCACAUUUACACAGUCACCAUUUCAACCUGUCAAAUUCAAAGUGAGGAUUAAAACUCUACUGGAUGUUUUGAA